GCUCUGCCUUAUGUCGCCUUGCUCAUUGUUCUACUCUUUUUUAUCUAUGCUGUUAUUGGUAUGCAGGUGUUUGGAAAAGUUGCAUUGGACGAUGCUACGCAAAUUCAUCGAAAUAACAACUUCCACUCAUUCUUUGCUGCUGUUUUGGUUUUAUUCAGAUCAGCAACCGGUGAAGCGUGGCAAGAAGUAAUGCUGUCCUGUUCGGAUCGUGAAGAAGUGCGUUGCGAUCCGCUUUCCGAUGACUAUAAACGAGAUCGAGAAGCACGUUGUGGAGUGAAUUUCGCCUAUCCUUACUUCAUCUCCUUCUUCAUGCUUUGCUCAUUUUUGGUCAUCAAUCUGUUCGUGGCUGUCAUCAUGGACAACUUUGACUAUCUGACUCGUGAUUGGUCAAUUCUUGGCCCACAUCAUCUCGAGGAGUUUGUCCGAUUAUGGUCCGAAUACGAUCCCGAUGCUAAAGGUAAGGCUAGAAACCACCUUUCACCUUUUCUCGGCACCAGCAGCAUCUAUUACCGAUCACACUCCAGAAGUCUCCCUUUAAAGGAAAAUAAAAAUGAGUUCCAAGGGUUGAAUUAG
Messenger RNA from Haemonchus placei, 573 nucleotides. The record is from the annotation of a GenBank genome assembly. NCBI's taxonomy places the organism in Eukaryota, Metazoa, Nematoda, Chromadorea, Rhabditida, Trichostrongylidae.